Hyla sarda is the source of this 10485-nucleotide messenger RNA. RefSeq names its product alpha kinase 2 (gene ALPK2). Bases 698 to 5329 code for a protein of 1543 amino acids. NCBI's taxonomy places the organism in Eukaryota, Metazoa, Chordata, Amphibia, Anura, Hylidae. The transcript has 14 exons. Gene Ontology annotation, biological process: protein phosphorylation. Gene Ontology annotation, molecular function: ATP binding; protein serine/threonine kinase activity. The record is from RefSeq and is a predicted model, not a curated record.
CUUCUCCCACUGCAGAUUUCUUGCCAAGGACUCUGGAGAACAUGCCUUGUGCUGUAUGGGAUCAGUAAGCGCCCUCCUGGCGGACAGGCUGCUGCGGAUUUCUAGAGCCUGCAUUCCUUUGGACCCUGAAGAAGCUCCUGUCCUCUACAUAGACAGUGAUUUACAGCUCCCAGCAGAUCUUUCUUACUUUUAUAUGUUUGGAAAAAAGGUUCCCGGGAUGUUCGGCGCCAACCGUAGAUGGAAUAAAGAUGUGACCCCGCAAACCAGCUUAUCGAGUGUGCUGCCACACAUCUCGAGCAACCCGGACGGCUGCACCGCAAACAAUAUCCAAAGGGAUCAUAUCUACCAGACGUCCACAAGGUUGCUGUGUGCCAACACAACCUUGCAAGUCACAGAAGCUGCCACCCACUGUCCACUGGUGCUGGGAAGAUGUCACCCCACAAGACUGUGGCUGUUCCUAGGCAAGGACUGGAGCCCUGUCACCCAUUAAAGAGGUAAACACGCAAAGUAUGAAGACCAGAACGUGAAAUGUUUGCCAUUCAAAUUUGACUAGUUUAAGGUACUAAACUGGAUUCCAAAACUUAAUUCCAAAACACAUGAAGAAGUAUCUUUUUGUAAAAAGACCAUGUGUUAAUAAGACAAAAAAAUAUCAUAAAAGAUCCCUUCAUGACAGUAGGCGGACUAGCAAUUGUACAAGAUGAUUGUACAGAUAUCAAGUGACUGGACCUCAGAUGACACAAAAUCUUAUCUUGUAGGGAACGACCUCUAUGAGAACACUAUGGGUGCUGAAGAAAGUUUAUUGAUUCUGGAGGAAGAGGAUUUAGUUUCAGAACAUUCCAAAUCUGAGUUAAAAAAUUGUAAAGUUUUAAUCAUUAACCAACAAACAAAUGUGGAACAAAAUGGUAACUCGGAAGUACAUGUCAAGCCUUCGGAUAGGGUUAGGUGCCACACAAGUACCAUUGAUCAUCUCUACUGCAUAUGGCAUGGUUCUAAAUAUUGUUGCAGAGCCCCCGAGCCAAAGUUGGAUGACCAUCGGACUAUAGGGGAAGACUCUUUUGAUGAUUGUCUCAACUAUUUGGAAUGCUCUGAUGUCAUGACGGAUUAUGAGAAUGGAAUUUGGCAGCAUGUUCUUCUAGGCAGUGAGCCUGUCUUUUUACUGGAAAGUGACCAGGAUGUUGAGACAAAAGUAAGCCAGGAUUGCCUAAAUGAGUGUGAUAGACUGCCGAGUGGUGUGACUUAUGCGAAUGAAGGAUCAAAUAACAAUUUAUCUAUGGAUGCCUUCACUGGCUUCUGUGUCAGUCACUCAGAGCCACCAAGACUAGAUGUAAAAGGAGACUUCCCCAGAGACAAUCUAAAAGCUUUCCAACCAGAGAUGGUGAUUACAGGCGGACAUCGAGAGGACAAUACUUCUAGUUUGAAAAGGAAAGAAAGAUGUAAACUUCCACUAUCCGAUAUCCAGGACGAAAGAGCUGGAAAUGAUGAGGAAAACAUGGAGAAUAGUCUCAGAGGGGAUGUUUCAGCAUGUAUUAAAAAGAGAACUAGCAACCCUUACAUGGAACUAUAUCUUAAUGUAUUAGACGAUUCAGUCAAAGGUCUCAACACCAUGACCGAAGAGGAGUCAGCAGAGGAUCCUGAAAUAGAUGACUUCUCCAAAGAAAACAGGGAAUUGGACCAGAUUUAUACAGAAGGUCUAGGGACUUCAGAACCUAUAGAAGACUGGGAAAUUGAGCAACAAUCUAAGAAUGACAUACCUAAGGUAUGUUCUGUAGAUGACAAUCUUCAAGAACAAGACCUAACCGAGGAAAAGCCAUCAAGUGACCCAGCAGAAAGUUCUCUCCUGGUUAUAGAAGACAUGGUUACAGAAGGUGGAGAGAACCAUUCUCAGCUAAUAGAAUUUUUGAAAGAAAACAUCCAACAGCCUGAAAGUUGUGGCCAACUAGAUGAAGAAAUCCCAAACAAUGAAGAGAGCAAACUAUGCCUUUCAGACUAUGAAGAUAGGAACGAGUAUAUUGGAGACUUCAGUAAAGAUAAUGGUGCAACUGAAGAGCCUAUAUCUGUAGAAUACUGUGUGGAAAAUGAAAUUGUGGAUUAUCAUUUGCAAAUUGAGAAUGAUGGACUUGACGUAACAGACACCAUUUCAGAGAUUAAGGAUAGCAAACAUGUAAUUAUAAACAAUGGAUCAAAAACGGAGGACAAUGAACCGCAAAGUGCAGAAAAUGAAUCACAAAGUACAGAAAAUGAAUCACAAACAGAGGACAAUGAAUCACAAAGUACAGAAAAUGAAUCACAAACAGAGGACAAUGAAUCACAAAGUACAGAAAAUGAAUCACAAACAGAGGACAAUGAAUCACAAAGUGCAGAAAAUGAAUCACAAACAGAGGACAAUGAAUCAAAAAUUGCAGAAAAUGAAUCACAAAUUGUGGAAAACGAAUCACCACUUGAGAGAAAUGAAUCAGAAUUCUUUAAUUGUGAACCUGAAAUUGUGGAAAAUGAUAAAGACAUCUUGGACAAUAAAUCACAAUUUGCUGAAAAUCUAUCUCAAAUUUUAGACAGGGAAUCAGAAAUUGCACAGAACGAAUUACUAAAUUGGAGCAAUGAAUUGCAACUUUUGAACAAUCAUUCACAAAUUGUGGAGGAUGAAUCACACAUUGUGGGAAAUGGAUUAAUAAUUUUGGACAAUAAAUACCAAACUGUGACAAGUGAAUCGCAGACUGUGGAAAAUGAAUCACAAAUCGUGGGUUGCGAAUCACAAGGUGUGGAAGAUCAGUCACAAAUUUUAGACAACGAAGCACAAACUGUGCAGAAUGAAUUACAAAAUGGGGGGAAAGAAUUGGAAAGUCUGAACAAUGAAUCACACAUUCUGGAGGAUGAAUCACUCAUUUUGGACAAUGAAUCACAAGCUUUGACAAAUGAUUUGCAGAUUCUGGAGAAUGAAUCACAAAUUGUGAAUUAUGAAUCGCAAGGUGUGGAAAAUGAAUCACAAAUGUCGGAUAAUGUAUCACAAAAUGAAUUACAAAUUUCUGAGAAUGUAUCACUAAUGGUGGAGAAUGAAUCACAAAUUCUAGAUAAAGGAUUACAAAUUCCAGAUGGUGGAUCACCACUUGAGGCAAUUGAAUCAGAAAUUAUGGAUUUCAGAUCACAAAAUGCGGAUGAUGAAUCACAAUUUGUGGAUAUUGUUCCAAAAACUGUACUUUUAGAAGUGCAAAUUGUCGAUAAUGGAUCACUCUUUGAGGAUAUUGGGUCUCCAGCAGUUAUCAUCGGUGCGCAUAUUAUCAAUGACGUAUCACAAGAUGAGGAUGAAAAUAUGGAUAUCGAAUCACAAUUUGUACAUAACUGUAAUGUUGGCAGAAAAAAACAUGACAGUGUUGACAAUAAGGCGUAUAAGGAUGCACAAGAAUGUGAAAUCCUACAGUUUGUCGGCAGCGCUCAUGUAGUGGACCCCAUCCUAAGACUUCAUCCUUGUCACGAAUCAUCAUUUGAUUCGAGUGAUAUUGUUCUCGAUAAUAGUGCGAUUGAAGAAGACAUCAAAGGAGCUUGUGGAUCUAUUGGAGAUCAAAGAGCGUCGGGUCAACAAGUCAAGGAGACAACUAAUGUCAUCAAAGCAGCCAACCAAUAUUCCUCCCUGCAUAACACAAAUAAAGGGGAUCAUAAAAUUAGUCAUAAAUUUCAUAUGGAAAAUUACCGAGGAGAUGUUGGCAAAGGAUCCUUGGUUGGAUGCCUUGAGAAGACUGAAAGUCUCAUGAAGGAAACAGCCAACAUGAAUAAUAAUAUAACCAAAAUAGAAAAAGCACAUUCACUGCAUGACAAGGAUUACAUUCCAAAUUCCAAUGAACUGUCACAAGUGUGCCGAGACCCUCAUACAAUUAGGGCAGUCAGAGGAGGAGGAGGUGGUAGUGGGCCUGGCCAAACUCACACGAGCACCCUAGCCCAGACGAGUACAGGACCCAGCUGCACUACACAUUAUAUGGGCUUUAAAACCCUCUGCGGAAAGAGCACUGAAAACAAAAUGGUGAAGAAAAAGUUUAAAUCUAGUGGAAAAGAACAGAACAAGGAUGUGAACAAAGAACCAGAGACAUUGGAUACCAAUGAGGUCUUCACACCUGAUGAGGAGAAGAGGCUCAAAAGGGAAAACAGCACAACAGAGGCGACUGUAGUCAAAGACAGCAUAAAAGCUCCUCAGUUGCUACAUGGCAUCCAGGCCGAACUUUUUCCCGACUGCUCCGGAAACUUAAAAUUAUUCUGUCAUUUCGGAGAAAUUCACGCUGAUUCCACCAUUACAUGGAUUAAGGAUUCCAAGCUACUAGCGAGGAUACACAGGAGUUCUAAAGAUGAUUCUCCGGUAUCUCUCGCUAUAGUGCAGACCAGUAAGAAAGACCAAGGACAAUACAGCUGCACCCUGAAGAACAUACACGGAAAAGUGGCCACUGAAUUCCACUUGACGGCAGAAGUGUUGGACCAUCUGGCACACAACCAGGAUUCGGAAGGCGGAGAAGAAAUUGAGUUUAACCAGCUCUUCUUCCGAGAAGAUUUCAUCACUGACAUGUACUUUGGAGGAAAUCUUCAUGGGCGGAUAGCUACAGAUGAAUUGCACUUUGGAGAAGGAGUCCACCGUAAAGCCUUUCGGAGCAAAGUCAUGUGUGGACUGUUCCCUGUUUUUAACCCUGGACAUUUGUGUGUACUCAAAGUGCACAACGCCAUUGCGUAUGGGGCAAAAAACAACGACGAACUGGUGCAAAAGAAUUACAAGCUUGCUGUGCAGGAAUGUUAUGUACAAAAUACCGCCCGCGAAUAUGCCAAGAUUUACGCAGCAGAAGCUGAACAGCUGGAGGCGUUUGGGAAAGUUCCAGAAAUAAUCCCUAUUUUCCUCAUUCAUCGCCCCGCCAAUAAUAUCCCCUAUGCCACGGUGGAGGAGGAGCUGAUAGGAGACUUUGUGAAGUAUUCCAUCAAAGACGGGAAAGAGAUCAACGUGUUGAGGAAAGAUUCCGAAGCCGGGCAGAAGUGCUGCACCUUUCAGCACUGGGUAUACGAGAGGACCAACGGGAACCUGCUUGUCACAGACAUGCAAGGUGUCGGAAUGAAGCUUACAGAUGUUGGCAUAGCAACCAUGGGCAAGGGAUACAAAGGAUUUAAAGGAAACUGUUCUGUAUCAUUCAUCGAUCAAUUCAAGGCCUUGCACCAGUGCAACAAGUUUUGUGAAAUCCUCGGUUUACAAUCCUUAAGACCUAACACUUCGAAGCAGAAGAAGCCAAAUCCCGUCAAAGAGAAAGCCCAGCCUGCCCCGUCCAGCUCGCGUAAAAAUCGCCAAAGCACAAAACCAAAGAAAACAUAGCACUACCUGCCACCGGACAUGGCGGUCCAUUAGAACUGUCCUGUGCUAUGUGACUUUCCAUUUCCUGCAGGACACUGAAGAAGUGGAGAGGACACUUAUAAAUCACUUAUACAGUAACUGCAUGGAUGUAGUGCUGUCUGCUAAACUAUUAGAAGAAGUAUCCUGCACUCAUUUAUGUUAUAUAGAGAAUAUGAAGAUAGGAGCAUGUCUGCCCGGUAGACAUUGCUGCCUUAGGCUAGUGACUGUAUGGUGAGUAGUGUUCAGAAUCUGAUGUAUAGCUGUGAGGAUUGAGCUGGUGACUGCAAAUUCCAUAUUAUUUUCAAGUUAAGAUACGUUUGUAGGGUGAUGUGGAGGAAAGCUAUGAAUACGAUGAGUUACAGCAAUAAUAGAGCCCUCUUAUACACGAUGCUGCAGUAUUAGAGCUCUCAUACCUGUUGUUGCAGUAUUAGAGCUCUCUUAUAAACAUUGUUGCAGUAUAAGGGAUCUUUCAUACCUGUUGUUGCAGUAUUAGAACUCUCUUAUACCUGUGGUUGCGGAAUUAGAGCUUGUUUAUUCACAUUGUUGCAAUAUUAGAUCUCUCUUAUACAUGUUGUUGUAGUAUUAGAGCUCUCAUACCUGUUGCAGAAUUUGAGCUCUUUUAUACACCUUGUUGCAGUAUUAGAGCUCUCUUAUACAUACCUGUUGUUGCAGUAUUAGAGCUCUCAUACCUGUUGCGGUAGUAGAGCUCUCUUAUACACAUUGUUGCAGUAUUAGAGUUCUCAUAUAUAUACCUGUUGUUGCAGUAUUAGAGCUCUCUUCUACCUGUUGUUGCAGUAUUAGAGCUCUCUUAUACACGUUGUUGCAGUAUUAGAGCUCUCUCAUACAUGUUGUUGCAGUAUUAGAGCUCUCUUAUACCUGUUGUUGCAGUGUAUUAGAGCUCUAUUAUACCUGUCGUUGCAGUAUUUGAGCUGUCUUAUACCUGUUGUUGCAGUAUAUUAGAGCUCUAUUAUACCUGUUGUUGCAGUAUUAGAGCUCUCUUAUCCCUGUUGCUGCAGUAUAUUAGAGCUCUAUUAUUCCUGUUGUUGCAGUAUUAAAGCUCUCUUAUACCUGUUGUUGCAGUAUUUGAGCUCUCUUAUACCUGUCGUUGCAGUAUUUGAGCUCUCUUAUACCUGUCGUUGCAGUAUUUGAGCUGUCUUAUACCUGUUGUUGCAGUAUAUUAGAGCUCUAUUAUACCUGUUGUUGCAGUAUUAGAGCUCUCUUAUACCUGUUGUUGCAGUAUAUUAGAGCUCAGUUAUACCUGUUGUUGCAGUAUUAGAGCUCUCUUAUACCUGUUGUUGCAGUAUAUUAGAGCUCUAUUAUGCCUGUUGUUGCAGUAUUAAAGCUCUCUUAUGCCUGUUGUUGCAGUAUAUUAGAGCUCUAUUAUGCCUGUUGUUGCAGUAUUAAAGCUCUCUUAUGCCUGUUGUUGCAGUACAUUAGAGCUCUCUUAUACCUGUUGUUGCAGUAUAUUAGAGCUCUAUUAUACCUGUUGUUGCAGUAUUAGAGCUCUCUUAUACCUGUUGUUGCAGUAUAUUAGAGCUCUAUUAUGCCUGUUGUUGCAGUAUUAAAGCUCUCUUAUACCUGUCGUUGCAGUAUUUGAGCUGUCUUAUACCUGUUGUUGCAGUAUAUUAGAGCUCUAUUAUACCUGUUGUUGCAGUAUUAGAGCUCUCUUAUCCCUGUUGCUGCAGUAUAUUAGAGCUCUAUUAUUCCUGUUGUUGCAGUAUUAAAGCUCUCUUAUACCUGUUGUUGCAGUACAUUAGAGCUCUCUUAUACCUGUCGUUGCAGUAUUUGAGCUCUCUUAUACCUGUCGUUGCAGUAUUUGAGCUCUCUUAUACCUGUUGUUGCAGUAUUUGAGCUGUCUUGUACAUAUUGCUGCAGUAUAAGAGCUCUCUUAUUAUUGUUGUUGCAGUAUUAGAGCUUUCUUAUACCUGUUUUGCGAUAUUAAAGCACCACCAGACCUGGUGCAGCAGUCAUAAAGCUCCGUAUUACUCAAUGUAACAUGCUAAGUUAUUAUUAUUAUUAUUAUGAUUAAUAAAUAAGAGGUAAUAAUGCUUUUAUAAAAUGUAUAUUUUUAGCCGUUAUUAGAAUAUUGUGAUAUUUACCACACAAUGCCAUGUCCUGUGUUCUGUUGUAAUGUAGUCUCCUGUGUAAAUUGUAUGUCCUGAUGCAUCUCCCAUGUUAGUGAAUGUUGUGUACACUGCUCAAAAAAAUAAAGGGAACACUUAAACAACACACUGUAACUCCAAGUCAAUUACACUUCUGUGAAAUCACACUGUCCACUCAGGAAGCAACACUGAUUGGCAAUCAAUUUCACUUGCUGUUGUGCAAAUGGAACAGACAACAAGUGGAAAUUAUAGUCAAUUAGCAAGACACCCCAAUAAAGAAGUGGUUCUGCAUGAUGUGACCACAGACCACUUCUCAGUUACUAUGCUUCCUGGCUGAUGUUUUGGUCACUUUUGAAUGCUGGCAGCGCUUUCACUCUAGUGGUAGCAUGAGACGGAGUCUACAACCCACAUAAGUGGUUCAGGUAGUGCAGCUCAUCCAGGAUGGCACAUGAAUGUGAGCUGUGGCAAGAAGGUUUGCUGUGUCUGUCAGCGUAGUGUUCAGAGCAUGGAGGCGCUACCAGGAGACUGGCCAGUACAUCAGGAGACGUGGAGGAGGCUGUAGGAGGGCAACAACCCAGCAGCAGGACCGCUAUCUCUGCCUUUGUGCAAGGAGGAGCAGGAGAAGCACUGACAAAGUCCUGCAAAAUUACCUCCAGCAGGCCACAAAUGUGCAUGUGUCCACUCAAAAGGUCAGAAACAGGAUGGUAUGUGGGCCUGACGUCCACAGGUGGGAGUUGUUCUUACAGCUCAACACCGUGCAGGACGUUUGGCAUUUGCCAGAGAAUACCAAGAUUGGCAAAUUCGCCACUGGCACCCUGUGCUCUUCACAGAUGAAAGCAGGUUCACACUGAGCACAUGUGACAGACGUGACAGAGUCUGGAGACGCCGUGAGAACGUUAUGCUGCCUGCAACAUCCUCCAGAAUUACCAGUUUGGCGGUGGGUCAGUAAUGGUGUGGGGUGGCAUUUCUUUGGGGGGCCGCACAGCCCUCAAUGUGCUUGCCAGAGGAAGCCUGACUGCAAUUAGGUACAGAGAUGAGCUCCUCAGACCCCUCGUGAGACCAUAUGCUGGUGCGGUUGGCCCUGGGUUCCUCCUAAUGCAAGAAAAUGCUAGACCUCAUGUGGAUGGAGUGUGUCAGCAGUUCCUGCAAGAGGAAGGCAUUGAUGCUAUGGACUGGCCCACCCAUUCCCCAGACCUGAAUCCGAUUGAGCACAUCUGGGACAUCAUGUCUCGCUCCAUCCACCAACACCACGUUGCACCACAGACUGUCCAGGGGUUGGCAGAUGCUUUAGUUUAGGUCUGGGAGGACAUCCCUCAGGAGACCAUCCGCCACCUCAUCAGGAGCAUGCCCAGGCUUUGUAGGGAGGUCAUCCGGGCACGUGGAGGCCACACACACUACUGAGUCUCAUUUUGGCUUGUUUUAAGGACCUUACAUCAAAGUUGGAUCAGCCUGUAGGGUGGUUUUCCACUUUGAUUUUGAGUGUGACUUCAUAUCCAGACCUCCAUGGGUUGAUAAAUUUGAUUUCCAUUGAUAAUUUUUGUGUGAUUUUGUUGUCAGCACAUUCAACUAUGUAAAGACGAAAGUAUUUCAUACGAUUAGUUCAUUCAUUCAGAUCUAGGAUGUGUUCUCUUAGUGUUCUCUUUAUUUUUUUGAGCAGUGUACAUAGAAUUGCUGGAUUACAUUGCUCAUAAAAAUGUUUAUUCAGGGUGUGGAUCUAAUGCUUGAUAUGGAAUGAAGUCUGUGUAGCAUGGAAAGCCUUGUGACCACCUCAACCCUUGUGACCACCCUAUAAUACCCUGAUGAGGGAUGUAGUUUUGCAACAGUUAAAUCAGGUAGCAAAUGUUAAAGGGGUACUCCACUUCCCCAGCGUUCUGAAUAUUUUGUUUCGAAUGUUGGGUGCAAGCUGCGGGGGUCGUGACAGCACACCACGCCUGCUCAAUGCAAGUCUAUGGGAGAGGGCGUGGGUUAUCCAGGAAUUAAAAAAAAAACAGGCCUAAAAAGACCGCUCCUUGUCUGUCUCCAGGUUGGGUGGGGUAUUACAACUUGGCUCCAUUCACUUCAAUGGAACUGAGCUACAGAACCACACCCAACCUGGAGACAGAGAGGGAGUGGUCUUUGAAAGAAAUUAUCCCUAUUUUUCGAUUCCUUGAUAACCCCUUUAAGUGCUAGCUACAAGGUAAGGCUAUGUUUGCAUCUGCUACGGGAGCCUCUGUUGCAGAAUCCAUUUUAAUAACAUGACAAAAAAAAUUCUGCAUGCAAUUUUUUUUGUCUUGUUAGAAUCCUGCAAAAGGAGGAAAACAAGCGGAAAGCCCAAUGGACCCAAAAAAAGUCAAUGGGGUCUGUCGGUCUCUGUUUGUGUCCGUGUUCUAGUGUGGUAUGUGUGGUCAGGUAGCUGAAGGGGUCAGCAGUGUGCAAAAUAACAUACAGGAAUUAAUAUGCAUUUGGGUGGCCCACUCAGUCACAAUACUGAGCAUCCCAUCAGGAAUCUGCCCGACCUGAAAGAUUGUUAGUCCGGAGACUUGAGAUGGAGACUUUGAUGCAGUUGAGAACCCAGCCUAAUGAUUCCUGGGGGUCUCAGCAGAGGAAUAUCUUAUGUUAAAUGCAUUGUCUUGGCUAAAAGCAGAAAAUUGUUAUCUAGGGGUUAUCUAGGAAUAAAAAAACAAAGCUCAUUUCUUGUUAAAACAGCACCAUCCUUGUCCUUAGGUUGUGUGUGGUAUUUCUGUGAUAGAUGUAUAUGUGUGUAUAUAUAAAUUUUAUAUACUGUAUAUGUAAAAUGCCCAUUUAGGAUGAAGACUCCAUACUUCUCUGUUACUUGUCCACUCCUCCCCCAUCUGCUCUCUCCCUCCUCGCCCCCACCUUCGUGUAGAGGAAUCUGCUGACCACCCAUCUGCUCCUUCUGGUCUCACCCCUCCCAUCGUGUGAAGCCUUUUGGACAAAGAAGCCCAGGAAAGGCAUAGUAGGGGGGUGGGAACUUAUGCUAAUUACAGAGGUAAUAUAACCAAGUGAAGGACUGAAUAAAGGCAGAGAAGCAUUUGA